AGACAGCCAAAUUUGAGAGUGGCAAAACAGCAAAUUUCUCCUCCCCUCCCUAGUCCCUACCAAAUUCGCCACCAUCCCCAUCUAUAUUAUCCAGUCCUCUGCUCAUCCUAUACCUUUGCUUUGCCUCUCCUUCACUUCACUUCAACUCCAUCGCCCGUUGCAGCGGCGGCGGCGGCAAUCAUAUCACCCAGACGCGGACGCCAUAGUAGAUUAGAUUGAUCUCUCCGUGGGGAGGAAGAGGAGCAAGAGCCAUGUCCAGCCCCACGCACGUCCGCAAGGCCAUCCGCUUCGCCUCCCUGCGGGCAAAGAUCGCGCAGCAGGGUAAGACAGGCCUGGCGCUGCGCCUGCUCCUCGCCGCCGCACUCGCCGGCUUCCUCCUCGUGUUCGCCGCGCGCACCCUGGUCACGCCGUCCCCUGCCCCGACCUCGUCGUCCCAGGCGCAGGAAUAUCACCAGGACGCCGCGCCGGAGUGCGGCAAGGGGAACGCGGGCCUGCCGCUGGCGGUGGCGGAGGCGCUGGUGCACUACACCACCUCGAACGUGACGCCGCAGCAGACCGCGGACGAGAUCGGGGUGUCGCUGCGCGUGCUGCAGCGCCGCGCGCCCUGCAACUUCCUCGUCUUCGGGCUGGGCCUCGACAGCCCUAUGUGGGCGGCGCUGAACCACGGCGGCCGCACCGUGUUCCUGGAGGAGGACGCGUCGUGGAUCGCCAGCGUGCGUUCCAAGCACCCGGGGCUCGAGUCCUACCACGUCGCCUACGACACCGUGCUCACCGACGCCGACUCGCUCCUGGGGCUCCGCGACCACCCGGCCUGCGUCGCGCAGCCAGACCUCGCCGCCGCCGCCGCCGCGUCCUGCCGCCUCGCGCUCGCCCUCAAGGGCCUCCCGCCCGUCUUCCACGAACUGGAGUGGGACCUCGUCAUGGUCGACGCGCCCACGGGGUGGACGCCGCAGGCGCCCGGACGGAUGGCCGCCAUCUACACCGCCGGCAUGGCGGCGCGCGCGCGCAGGCCCGGGGACGGACCCACCGACGUCUUCGUGCACGACGUCGACCGACCCGUCGAGGACAACUUCUCCAAGGCGUUCCUGUGCGAGGGAUACCUCGCCGAGCAGGUCGGCCGGAUCAGGCACUUCGUCAUCCCGUCCCACCGUGAGAAGGACGGCACACCAUUCUGCCCUUGACAAUCUUUAUUUUGAUUCUUUGAGAGUUUGAGUGAGAGCCAUCCAUCCAUAAUCCAUCUCUCUUUUUUUUUUUGCUUUUCCUGCGCUCUGCCUUGGCUUUAUUUACAUACAUAUAUAUGAGACGAAAAAACACUACAGCAUGCAUAUGCAGCAGCCGUCAGCAACUGGAGCUCCUUCAUCAUUCUUUCUAAUUUUGCGGGUGAACCACACCAUGAUGGAGUUAAGAGGCGGGUCUGCGCACGCCGCCCGAUCAGGAAGUGGACUCGCCAGAUUCGACGUCGGAUGCAUUAAUUAUUCUAUCUUCUUUGAUUGUUCUGCUUUGGAUCGGCGGUGCACGUUGGCUGAUGGUGGUUCAUCAAGAGGUGGAGCUUGUGAUGUGACGUGGGCGUCGUAGCCAAACUAUGGUCAUUUCUGCAUUUUUUUGAAAAGAAAGAUAUUAAGAGUUUUCAAAAACCAUACAAUAGAGUUGAAGCAAAGUCUUGGAAAGCA
Messenger RNA from Zea mays, 1670 nucleotides. Its product is annotated as glucuronoxylan 4-O-methyltransferase 1. The transcript is spliced from 2 exons. The record is from RefSeq and is a predicted model, not a curated record. Bases 252 to 1181 code for a protein of 309 amino acids. Gene Ontology annotation, biological process: xylan biosynthetic process. Lineage: Eukaryota; Viridiplantae; Streptophyta; Magnoliopsida; Poales; Poaceae.